Zootermopsis nevadensis is the source of this 836-nucleotide messenger RNA. NCBI's taxonomy places the organism in Eukaryota, Metazoa, Arthropoda, Insecta, Blattodea, Termopsidae. The record is from RefSeq and is a predicted model, not a curated record.
UUCGCAAUUAUUCAAUCUCUGAUGCAAAGCUUAAUGACCUUUGCCAUCGCUUGAAGAAGUUGUAUUUCUUAAUGACCCCACAUGAAGAGGCGGUGACAGUCAAUGGAACGGAAUGCCACAUCGAGGCUCAUUAUAGGACGCCUUACACGUGGUUCAAUCGCCUGCCUUCAUCUCAUGCUCAACCUAAUCAGAGGAGCGAAGAGGUGAGUUCGAUAUAUCUGCGCAUGCGCCAACUAAUCGAUGGCAGAAACCAUUUCUUCCUCGAGAAGAUUCACAAUGGAAAAGAAGUGCUAAUUCGGAAAGGACGUGAUUUGUUAACAUUAAAAUACAUUGUACCUUCUCUCUACAACGCGUUUCACCAGAAUUAUGGCUUUUUGUUUUUUUAUGGAACCAUGAAACAGUCUAAAGGCCACUGCAAUUUCGACAAGAAAAGAUCUCCAACCGUUCAGCUUUUCGAUUAUUUCAAUCUGGAUUUCUUUACUUCACAUAACGAAACUGAUACGUCAGACGGCGUAAUUAAUGUUCCAGAAUCCUCUAACAUGGACCUGAAUAUUGACAUAAAACUUCACUCACCGUUAAGACUCGCACCAAUAAGAUUUUCUGAUAACUCCUUAACAUAUAUUUCGACGUACGAUGUAGGCGUUAACGGUUAUCGCCAGAUUCGCUUCAGGUGAAUCAUGGAACAAAAUUCCUUUUGACAAUUUCUAUAAAUUGCUCUGCGUCACUUGCAAACGGCCUAACUUCUACGUUUCAACAUUUUACGAGGUGCAAUCAGAAAGUUUCAAGACUGCACCUAUAAAAACCCGUACACUUAUCUCAGGUAUUAAAUUCAUCCA